Molecule: messenger RNA, 885 nt
Organism: Eptesicus fuscus (big brown bat)
Lineage: Eukaryota; Metazoa; Chordata; Mammalia; Chiroptera; Vespertilionidae
Product: GTPase IMAP family member 7-like
Molecular function (GO): GTP binding
Source: RefSeq, a predicted model, not a curated record
AUGGCUGGCCUUCAGGACAACACUCUGAGGAUUGUUCUGUUGGGGAAAACUGGAAGUGGGAAAAGAGCAACAGCAGAUAGCAUCUUUGGGAGAAGAGUAUUUGAAUCUAAAAUUGCUCCUCAUGCUGUUACCAAGACCUGUCAUAGAGCAGAGCAACAAUGGAAGGGGAGGAGCCUUCUUGUUGUGGACACCCCAGGGCUCUUUGACACCAAGGAGACACUGAAGACCACCUGUGAGGAAAUCAGCAGGUGUGUUCUAGCCUCCUGCCCUGGGCCUCAUGCCAUCAUCAUGGUACUACAGCUGGACCGCUACAUGGAAGAGGAUCAGAAAACCACUGCAUUGAUCAAGACCCUCUUUGGGGAGCCAGCCAUGAAGCACAUGAUCAUCUUGUUCACCUGCAAAAAUGAUUUGGGUGAUCAGACACUGGCUGAGUUUAUAGCAGCAUCAGAGGUAAACCUGCAAAGCAUCAUCAAGGAGUGAAACCGCUGCUGUGCCUUCAAUAACAAGCAAAGUGAUGAGGCUGAGAAGGAAACUCAAAAGCAGGAGCUGGUGGAGCUGAUAGAGAAAAUGGUACAGAAGAAUGGAGGGGCUCACUUUUCUGAUGCCAUCUACAAGGACAUAGGGGGAAAGCUGCAACGUCAGGAAGAGGCCUUGAACAUAAUCUAUGCUGAUCAAUUACAGAAGGAAACUAAACUACUUGAAGAGCAAUGUGCUAAAGGAAUAAUAGCGCAGGAAAAAAAAGAGAAAAAUAUACAAGUCCUAAAGAUGAAGCAUGAAGAAUGAAUUAAAGAUAUAAGGGAACAAGCUGAAAGGAAUAUAUUUGCAGAUGUUGUAAAAAGGAUUUGGAAUAAGCUUUCAAAUAUAUGGCAUAGGUUUUUCAAAUAG